CCCGCAGGAGACGGCAGGCCCGGGACCCAAUGCAUCGCAGCGCACGCACACAGCAAGCAAGCAAUCCUGCACGCGUACGCCUACUCCAACCAUCACCUGAUCACCUUUCCCUCCUCCAGUCCUCCUCCACUCCACUCCACGGCACUCCACUUGAGCAAGCUCCCGGAAAUGCUGCAUCUUCCGUGCCUCCUCCUCUUGCUGUGCUUGCCGCUGUCCUCCGCCUCCUCCGACGCCGAGCUCCUCCUCACCAAGGUCAAGCCCGCGCUGCAGGGGAAGGGCAACAGCAACCCCCCCAACGCCCAGCUCGCCACCUGGAACGCCUCCACCCCGCUCUGCCUCUGGCGCGGCCUCCGCUGGUCCACCCCCGACGCCCGGUCGCUCCGCUGCGACACCCCAGCGGCGCGCGCCAACCUCUCCCUCGCCGCCGACCCCGCCCUCCUCCUCCUCUCCGUACGCCUCCCCGCCGCCGCGCUCGCCGGCACCCUCCCGCCGGAGCUCGGCGCCUUCUCCGCGCUCGACUCCCUCUACCUCGCCGCCAACCACCUCUCGGGCCCCGUCCCGCUCGACCUCGGCAACGCGCCCGCGCUCUCCGUUCUCGACCUCUCCGACAACCGCCUCUCCGGCGCCCUCCCCACCUCCCUAUGGAACCUCUGCGACCGCGCCACCGACCUCCGCCUCCACGGCAACGCGCUCACGGGGGCCGUCCCCGCGCCCGCCGGCCCCAGCACCACCUGCGACCGCCUCCGCGUCCUUGACCUCGGCGACAACCGCUUCUCCGGUGGCUUCCCCUCCUUCCUCACCGCAUUCCGAGGCCUCCAGCGCCUCGACCUCGGCGGCAACCGCCUCCAGGGCCCCGUCCCGGACGCCCUUGCCGACAUGCCGCUCCUGAGGGCGCUCAACCUCUCCUACAACAACUUCUCCGGCCAGCUGCCCCCGGCCUUCUCCCGCUUCGCCGCGGAACCAUCUUCCUUCUCCUUCCUGGGCAACGACCCUUCGCUGUGCGGCCCGCCGAUGCGCCAGUGCGUCUCCUCCUCGGGCCUCAGCUCCCGCGGCGUCGCCGGGAUGGUCAUCGGCAUCAUGGCCGCCGCCGUCGUCCUCGCCUCGGUCUCCAUCGGCUGGGCCCAGGGGAGGUGGACGCGGCGCGACAGCACCCAAGGCCAGCAGGAGGAGGAGGAGGACGGGGAGGGCCGCCUGGUGGUCUUCGAGGGCGGCGACCACCUCACCCUGGAGGAGGUGCUCAACGCCACGGGCCAGGUCGUGGACAAGACCACCUACUGCACCGUCUACAAGGCCAAGCUCGGCACCAGCGGCGGCAGCAUCGAGCUGCGCCUCCUGCGGGAGGGCUGCUGCAAGGACGCCGCCUCCUGCGCGCCCGUCGUGCGCCGCAUCGGCCGCGCGCGCCACCACAACCUCGUGCCGCUCAGGGCCUUCUACCAGGGGAGGCGCGGCGAGAAGCUGCUGGUCUACGACCACUUCCCGCGCGCCCGGACGCUGCACGACCUCCUGCACGGCGGCGGCGCCGGCGCCGGCGAGGCGCUGGCGUGGGCGCGGCGGCACAAGAUAGCGUUAGGCGCGGCGCGCGCGCUGGCGUACCUGCACGCCGGGCAGGGCGAGGCGCACGGUAACGUGCGGUCGUCCAACGUGGUGGUGGACGACCUGUUCGUGGCGCGGCUGGCGGAGCACGCGCUGGACCGCCUUCUGGUGCCGGCGGCGGCGGAGGCGGUGCUGGCGGCGGCCAAGGCGGACGGCUACAAGGCGCCGGAGCUGCAGUCCAUGAGGCGGUGCAGCGCGCGCACGGACGUGUACGCCUUCGGGAUACUGCUGCUGGAGCUGCUCAUGGGGCGGAAGCCGUCGGCGACCUCGGACCUGCCGUCGGCGGUGAAGGUGGCCGUGCUGGAGGAGGCGGCGCUGGAGGAGGUGCUGGACGCGGAGCUGCUCAAGGGCCCCGCGGAGGAGGGGCUGGUGAAGGCGCUGAAGCUGGCCAUGGGGUGCUGCGCGCCGGUGCCGGCGGCGAGGCCGACCAUGGCGGAGGUGGUGCGGCAGCUGGAGGAGACCCGGCCCAGGAGCAUGCAGACGCGGUCGGCGAUGUACAGCCCGACGGAGAGCAGGAGCGACGCCGGCACGCCGACUACCGCCUAAGCAAGCAAGCUUCACAUCAGCUGGUCCUUGUCCUUGGAAUGCAUGGAUCGUCGUCCUUCGAUCUGCUUGCUGUGUCGCUGCAGUGCAAUGAAUCAUCAUAUCAUAAUCCAACUACUACUACUACUUCUUGUUAGUACGUAGUAUUAGGUAGCAAAUGCUAGGUCAGUCGGUCUGAUGUCUGUAUGUACAAUUUGGAUUACACGCCUAAAGUUAGGCUUGCCACGGAUGUUCAGGCUAGUGCUUGGUUCGUCCUUCAA
Molecule: messenger RNA, 2396 nt
Organism: Setaria italica (foxtail millet)
Lineage: Eukaryota; Viridiplantae; Streptophyta; Magnoliopsida; Poales; Poaceae
Product: putative kinase-like protein TMKL1
Exons: 1
Coding region: 169-2139 (656 amino acids)
Biological process (GO): protein phosphorylation
Molecular function (GO): ATP binding; protein kinase activity; protein binding
Source: RefSeq, a predicted model, not a curated record